AUGUCCGACGACCGUUCUAGCCACGUCUACCUCGCUAAGCUCGCCGAGCAGGCUGAGCGAUAUGAGGAGAUGGUCUCGGAGAUGAAGCUCGUCGCCAGCCAAGACAGCGAGCUCACCGUCGAGGAGCGCAACCUCCUCUCCGUCGCCUACAAGAACGUCAUUGGUGCUCGCCGUGCCUCGUGGCGCAUCGUCUCGUCGAUUGAGCAGAAGGAGGAGUCCAAGGACAACGAGUCCCAGGUGACCAUGAUCAAGAAGUACCGCGAGAAGAUCGAGGCUGAGCUGGCCCAGAUCUGCGAGGACAUUCUUGACGUCCUGGACAAGCACCUCAUCCCCUCUGCCGCUUCGGGCGAGAGCAAGGUCUUCUACCACAAGAUGAAGGGAGACUACCACCGCUACCUCGCCGAGUUCGCCACCGGUGACAAGCGCAAGGACUCUGCUGACAAGUCUCUCGAGGCUUACAAGGCCGCCUCGGACGUCGCCGUCACCGAGCUCCCCCCUACGCACCCCAUCCGUCUGGGUCUCGCCCUCAACUUCUCCGUCUUCUACUACGAGAUCCUCAACUCGCCCGACCGCGCCUGCCAUCUCGCCAAGCAGGCCUUCGACGACGCCAUUGCCGAGCUCGACACCCUCUCCGAGGAGAGCUACAAGGACUCAACGCUCAUCAUGCAGCUCCUCCGUGACAACCUCACUCUCUGGACCUCGGACAUGCAAGAGUCCGAGAGCAAGCCCGCAGAGGGUGGUGCCGCCGCCGCUGGCGCGACCGAGGGUGCCGCUGCUGCCCCCGCCGCUGAGACCAAGGGCGAGGAGGCCGCCUAA
Jaminaea rosea is the source of this 816-nucleotide messenger RNA. Its product is annotated as 14-3-3 protein. The record is from RefSeq and is a predicted model, not a curated record. Gene Ontology annotation, biological process: signal transduction. Gene Ontology annotation, cellular component: cytoplasm. The coding region runs from base 1 to 816 and encodes 271 amino acids. Lineage: Eukaryota; Fungi; Basidiomycota; Exobasidiomycetes; Microstromatales. The transcript is spliced from 6 exons.